AUGAGCGGCGCGGCCACCUGGGCUGUGCUCGGCCUGCUGCUGGCGGCCCCGCCGGCGCGGCAGCAGCCCCCGGAGAGACCUGUUUUCACAUGUGGCGGUGUUCUUACUGGAGAGUCUGGAUUUAUUGGCAGCGAAGGUUUUCCUGGAGUGUACCCUCCGAAUAGCAAAUGCACUUGGAAAAUCACAGUUCCCAAGGGGAAAGUAGUCGUUCUCAACUUCCGAUUCAUAGACCUGGAGAGCGACAACCUGUGCCGCUAUGACUUUGUGGACGUGUACAACGGCCACGGCAAUGGCCAGCGCAUCGGGCGCUUCUGCGGCACGUUCCGGCCGGGGGCGCUCGUGUCCAGUGGCAACAAGAUGAUGGUGCAGAUGAUUUCCGACGCCAACACCGCCGGGAAUGGCUUCAUGGCCACGUUCGCCGCCGCCGCGCCCGAUGAAAGAGGGGAUCAGUAUUGUGGAGGACGCCUUGAAAGACCUUCCGGCUCUUUUAAAACCCCCAACUGGCCAGACCGUGACUACCCCGCAGGAGUCACUUGUUUGUGGCACAUUCUAGCCCCAAAGAACCAGCUUAUAGAAGUGAAGUUUGAGAAGUUUGAUGUUGAGCGUGAUAACUACUGCCGGUACGAUUAUGUGGCCGUGUUUAAUGGUGGAGAAGUCAAUGAUGCUAAAAGAAUUGGAAAAUACUGUGGUGAUAGUCCACCUGCACCAAUUGUAUCUGAGAAAAAUGAACUUCUCGUUCAGUUUUUCUCAGACUUAAGCUUAACUGCAGAUGGAUUUAUUGGCCACUACAAAUUCAGGCCAAAAAAAUUGCCUACAACUACAGCACCACCAGCUACCACCACAUUCACUGUAACUACAGGUUUAAAACCCACCAUGGCCAUGUGUCAACAAAAGUGUCGAUGGACGGGUUCUCUGGAAAGCAAUUACUGUUCAAGUAACUUUGUCGUCGCCGGCACCGUGAUCACGACCGGCGCCCGAGGCGGAAGCCUGCACGCCACGGUCUCCCUCAUCAACAUCUACAAGGAGGGCAGCCUGGCCAUUCAGCAGGCCGGCAAGAACAUGAGCGCCAGGGUCGUCGUGGUCUGCAAGCAGUGCCCGCUCCUCAGAAGAGGUCAAAAUUACAUUAUUAUGGGCCAAGUGGGUGAAGAUGGGCGAGGCAGAAUCAUGCCAAACAGCUUUGUCAUGAUGUUCAAGACCAAGAAUCAGAAGUUCCUAAACGCCUUGGAAAACAAGCAAUGUUAACAGGGAACUGGGUCCAUUUUCGCUUCAUUCUGUCAUUGCCUUUGAAAGAUCUAUUUUUCUCAGUAGAAAAACAGUCUUAUAACAUUAAACAUUGAGCAUUCAGAAAGACUUACUCUUCACAGAUCAGGUGAGACCCCCAGUGUUGCCGAUGGCAGGUGUGUCGCACCGGGAGAAGCAGGUGUCUUAGUGCUGUCAGGACACACAGGGCUUCGACGUUGACAGUCGGAAGCGGUUUAUUUACACAUCUCUGUAAGAGGGUGUUUUAGAAAUGAGUUUUGUGAAGAUGUAAAAAAAGAGAUUUUAUAAGUGCAAUAUUUGCUGCAAGGUGUUAUAUUCUCUUCUUGCAUUUUUUAAA
Molecule: messenger RNA, 1597 nt
Organism: Molossus molossus (Pallas's mastiff bat)
Lineage: Eukaryota; Metazoa; Chordata; Mammalia; Chiroptera; Molossidae
Gene: PCOLCE2
Product: procollagen C-endopeptidase enhancer 2
Exons: 9
Coding region: 1-1242 (413 amino acids)
Molecular function (GO): protein binding
Source: RefSeq, a predicted model, not a curated record